Molecule: messenger RNA, 285 nt
Organism: Botrytis deweyae
Lineage: Eukaryota; Fungi; Ascomycota; Leotiomycetes; Helotiales; Sclerotiniaceae
Exons: 2
Coding region: 1-285 (94 amino acids)
Source: RefSeq, a predicted model, not a curated record
AUGUCUCCACAAGAUACCAUCGCCAUCUGCUUCGGCAUCAUCACUUUUUUUAUGAGUCUCAUGGGACUUAUUAUAUCUUAUCUCAGUCUGAGAAUUUGUAUGAGACAUCCUCAUCAGUCUGAUACAUCGGUUCAUGCCCCAAACAAAUUUCAUAGACAUGAGCAUAUCGUCAUCCAUCCAUCUUCAUUUCCAUCUUCCGCAAGUGGAAUGUCUUAUGGGUAUGAGGGGUUUGAGGGUGUAGGUUCAAGUCCAGGUUUGGGCUUAGUGAAGAGGAAUCAGGUGUAA